This is a messenger RNA of Carica papaya (papaya), 2085 nucleotides long. Lineage: Eukaryota; Viridiplantae; Streptophyta; Magnoliopsida; Brassicales; Caricaceae. The record is from RefSeq and is a predicted model, not a curated record.
AUCUGCAAAUUUACAGUUGGCGUGAAUCCGAAUCAUUUGUCUAAACCAAAGACUGUUGAUCCGUGACUGCGGACAACGAGCUACACUAAACGCACAGUUUAGAACUUCAAACGAGCUUAUCAAAAAUUGAAUUUGUAAAAAUGCCGCUCGGAAGAGGGAAACCCGCCAUUACCGUGCUGCAUAUUGAUCUCAGCGAUGAUGAAGAUGGACUAGAAAUGGCCGCAACGCCGACGAAUGCUUCAACGGCCAAAACAGCGACGCAAACUAGACCGCAAUUGCAGGAGGAUUCGCGAGCAAUCACGCCGUUGGUUCCUUCCGGUGAAACCCUAGAGUCUCGAAGUUUCUGGAAAGCCGGGGCUUACUCCGUCGGUUCGACCUCGAACAACGAUCCUGCCCAAGGUUUACUGGAGCAUGCUCGUGUUCACCCGAAGUUUCUGCAUUCUAAUGCUACCUCCCAUAAAUGGGCUUUUGGAGCAAUUGCCGAGCUUUUGGAUAAUGCUGUCGAUGAGAUAAACAAUGGUGCAACUUAUGUGAAGGUGGAUAAGAUUGAUAUUGUGAAAGAUAACUCACCAGGUUUACUAUUCCAAGACGAUGGUGGGGGAAUGGAUCCCGAAGGUAUCAGGAAAUGCAUGAGCUUGGGUUAUUCAUCAAAGAAGUCAAAAACAACAAUUGGACAGUAUGGUAAUGGAUUUAAGACAAGUACCAUGCGAUUGGGUGCUGAUGUAGUUGUUUUCAGUCGAGCAACACAUGGAAGCAAAGCAACUCAAAGUGUUGGACUUCUAUCUUAUACCUUUUUACGAAAAACAGGGCAGGAUGAUGUUAUUGUUCCGAUGAUUGAUUUUGAUAUUUCUGGCCAUUGGGCAGAACCAAUAGUUUAUGGCUCUCACGAUGAUUGGUCUUCUAACCUGAAGACCAUCCUUGAGUGGUCUCCCUUUGCAUCAAAGGAGGAACUCAUGCAACAGCAUGUAUCUUACUGUCUACGGUACUCAUUAAGGGCAUAUGCUUCCAUAUUGUACCUCAGAAAAUUCAAGAAUUUCAAUAUUAUACUAAGGGGGAAACCUGUACAGCAGUGUAAUAUUGCAGAUGAACUGAAAUAUGUACAGACUGUGAAAUACAGGCCUCAAGUAGCUGUAUUGAAAGAGGUUGUUGCUGAAACUACCAUUGGAUUUAUAAAAGAGGCACCUUCUCUUCCAGUUUGUGGAUUUAAUGUGUAUCACAAAAAUCGCCUUAUUAAGCCUUUCUGGAAAGUCACUGCUGAUGGUUCUUCAAAGGGGCAUGGUGUCGUUGGAGUUCUUGAAGCAAAUUUUAUAGAACCAGCACAUGACAAGCAGGAUUUUGAGAGGUCAUCACUCUUUGUCCGAUUGGAAUCAAGGCUGAAGCAAAUGAUUAUGGAAUACUGGAAGGACCAUUGUCACUUGGUUGGAUAUCAGCCACUGGGUUCCAGUGCACAAAAUACACAAAAAGGUCUGCCUGCUCAAUCUCAUGUUGGGCAUAAGCCGCAGCCCAACCAACAGAAUACUAGUUGUGCUGUCAUCCAAGAAGAAGUGCAUUUUAAUCGACCUAUUGUUGGCCUUCCAUCAAAUCUAACACAAAAAUUAAGAAAUGAGCAUGCUGGAAAUAGUUUAACUGCUUUUCCUCCCAGUAUCACACUUGAACCUGUCUUUCUUAAUGAAGUCACAUCUGAAGAAGAUCCAGUGCCCUUAUCGGUUGAACAGAUAUGUGAAGAGAACAUCAACCUUUUCAUGAGGUGUGAGGAAAAUGUGCAGAAGGAGGCUGAGUUGAAACAUACGAUAGAGAAAUUGGAAAAUGAAUUGGAGGAAGCCAAAAGGAAGUGUGCGCAGCUUGCUGCGCACAUGAAAAAGAGGGAGAUGGAGAGGCUGAUGAAGCAACAAACUAGAAAGGUUCUGUAGAACACAGCCUUCAGAAAUACCUACCUUGAUGAUCUUUGUUCAAUCUCUGGUUUGGGUCUUGCAGAAAUGCCUCGCAAGAAUUGAUGAUAUGUAUAGCUGGUUGGGUCAGGUUCUCACCUAUUUCAGCUAAAUGUCUCUUUUUGGCAAAAUUUGGAAAUCUAAAAGUUUGAUAAGA